Molecule: messenger RNA, 1533 nt
Organism: Penicillium nucicola
Lineage: Eukaryota; Fungi; Ascomycota; Eurotiomycetes; Eurotiales; Aspergillaceae
Exons: 2
Coding region: 1-1533 (510 amino acids)
Biological process (GO): transmembrane transport
Cellular component (GO): membrane
Molecular function (GO): transmembrane transporter activity
Source: RefSeq, a predicted model, not a curated record
AUGUCCGACAUCACCGGGAAAGGAAACCAAGGUAUGAAGACUUCAAGCACCAGCGCCGAAGACGGUUCUGGCCAUGAGAUCGGCAUUGGUGAUGUCCAGACCGUAACACUUGAUAAACCGUUCCAUCUCUGGAGCGCACUAGGAAUCUCGUUUUCCGUUACUUCAGUACCCUUGGCGAUUGGGACAUAUCUGUCUGUCAGUGUGGGUGUUGGCGGUAGUCCAGUAUACUUUUUUGGUUACAUCGUUUCUGUUAUCUUCAAUCUGUGUAUCUGUGCGUCCUUAGCAGAACUAGCUGCUGUUUUCCCACAUUCCUCAGGCCAGGUAUACUGGACAUCCCAAUUGGCACCCCAGCGAUAUGCUCAUGGCCUCAGUUACCUCGUCGGCUGGCUGACAGCGGCUGGGUACUUCUUCUGGACAGCAGCCACCUUCCUCAUCACCUCUGAGUUGAUAUUCGCAUUAGUCCAAAUCUGCCAUUCCCAUUUUACUCCUCUAGCAUGGCACUACUAUAUAUGCUAUUUUGCGGUCGGCCUUUGGGCCCUGUUGCCAAACACGGUAUUAUUCAAAUGGUAUCCUCUAUUUCUGCAGGGCCUGGUGGUCUACAUCAACCUCGGCAGCCUGUUUAUCCUCAUCCUGCUACUUGUUCGGUCAAGCCCCAAACAAACGAGCGAGUAUGUAUUCAAGGACUUUGUGAACCAAACCGGUUGGUCAUCGAAUGUGGUCGUGUUCUUCAUCGGUCUGCUACCAGGUCUCACAGCCAUCAACGGGUUCGAUAGUGCCGCACACAUGGCUGAAGAAAUGUCCGAACCUUCUCGACAGGUUCCCCAAAUUAUGUGCAUCAGCGCAGUGGCAAGCGCCAUUGCUGGACUACCGAUGAUUUUAGUGUACACCUUUUGCAUUACGAACCCCGAAAAUCUGUUAGACCCAAUGGGUGGCCAGCCCAUCAUCCAGCUGAUGGUUGACUCUUUCCACUCACGUCCACUUUCUAUCAUCGGAACCCUGAUUUUCAUUAUUUGUUUUGCAUGUGCUGGCGUCACGUUGUUGACAACGUUCACCCGAGUUUGGUGGUCUCUAGCGCGUGAAGGCGGUGUUCCUUUCUCCAAAUUCAUGGCUAAGACCAGUCAAUCAUCGCAAAUACCGAUCAAUAGCAUCAUUUUCUGUGUGAUUGCCUGUUCUCUGGUUGGUCUUCUUGAACUCGGGUCUGCAACAGCACUGAAUGCGAUUUUGGGCUCCGCCGUUCUCUGUAUAUUUUCCUCAUACGCCAUUCCCAUUGCUUGCUCUCUGUUGGGUAAACGAUCUGCCGUCGCAAGGCCACAUUAUUUCAGUUUGGGAAAGGCGCUUGGUACAAUCUUGAAUCUGAUUUCGGUCGUGUGGAUCUUUUUUGUGUUUGUCUGGCUGUGCUUUCCUUUAUAUCUCCCAGUGACGAUGGAUAACAUGAACUGGGCGGUUCUGGUUUGCGCUGUGGUCAUUUUGAUCAGCGGGUUCAAUUGGCUGAUACAUGCGAAAAAUGGGUUUCGAAUUCCGAGGGCCGUAUGA